Messenger RNA from Habropoda laboriosa, 1166 nucleotides. RefSeq names its product endoplasmic reticulum-Golgi intermediate compartment protein 3. Gene Ontology annotation, cellular component: endoplasmic reticulum; endoplasmic reticulum membrane; Golgi membrane. Bases 1 to 1158 code for a protein of 385 amino acids. The transcript is spliced from 8 exons. NCBI's taxonomy places the organism in Eukaryota, Metazoa, Arthropoda, Insecta, Hymenoptera, Apidae. The record is from RefSeq and is a predicted model, not a curated record. Gene Ontology annotation, biological process: endoplasmic reticulum to Golgi vesicle-mediated transport; retrograde vesicle-mediated transport, Golgi to endoplasmic reticulum.
AUGCAAAUAUUACGACAAUUAGAUGUGCACCCAAAGGUGCGCGAGGAGGCGGAUAUUCUCGUGCGAACUUUCAGUGGUGCUGUCGUGACGAUUAUUAGUACCAUUAUCAUGGGCAUAUUGUUUUUAUCUGAAGUGAAUUACUACCUAACACCCACCUUGAGUGAGGAACUAUUUGUAGACACUUCAAGGGGUUCAAAGUUAAGAAUUAACUUAGAUAUAAUAGUUCCUGCAAUAUCUUGUGAUCUUCUAUCAAUAGAUGCAAUGGACACAACAGGUGAACAGCAUUUACAAAUAGAGCACAAUAUAUUUAAGAGACGUUUAGAUUUAAAUGAGAAACCAUUAGAAGAUCCACAAAGAACAGAUAUUACUGACACAAAAGCACUUAACAAAACAACAGCAAAGGCAGUGGAAAGUACUACUGUUAAAGCAUGUGGGGAUUGCUAUGGAGCUGCUAAUGAAACUACAAAGUGUUGUAAUACUUGUGAAGAUGUAAGAGAAGCCUAUAGACAAAAAAAGUGGGCCCCUCCAGAUCCAGGAAUAAUAAAACAAUGUCAAAAUGAUAAAUCUGUAGAAAAGAUGAAAACUGCCUUUACUCAGGGAUGCCAAAUCUAUGGUUAUAUGGAAGUAAACAGAGUUGGAGGAAGUUUCCACAUUGCACCAGGAGAUAGCUUCUCUGUUAACCAUGUACAUGUGCAUGAUGUUCAACCAUAUACAUCAACUCAAUUUAACAUGACCCAUAAGAUACGCCACUUAAGUUUUGGUCUAAAUAUUCCAGGAAAAACAAAUCCUAUGGAUGGCAUGACUGUAGUUGCGUUCGAAGGUGCGACGAUGUUUUAUCAUUACAUCAAAAUUGUACCUACAACGUACGUGCGUGCCGAUGGCUCGACAUUAUUAACGAAUCAAUUCUCUGUAACUCGACACGCAAGACAAGUGUCUUUGUUUAGCGGUGAAUUAGGAAUGCCUGGAAUAUUCUUUAAUUACGAGCUAAGCCCAUUAAUGGUAAAAUACACGGAAAAAGCGAAAUCGUUCGGCCAUUUUGCGACUAACGCGUGUGCAAUUAUUGGUGGCGUAUUUACUGUUGCGGGACUGAUAGAUUCGUUGUUGUAUCAUUCAGUCAGGGCAAUACAGAAGAAGAUAGAACUAGGAAAGUAUAAUUAAAGUCUAGA